GCAGCAGCAGGUUUAUGUUCAAGGAACAGGCUUCAAUACUCCAACUCUAAUCGUAGAAUGUUACAGCGUUGGAGAAGAUUCGUCGAGGAAUGUACACACCAUGAAACAUGAAAUGGAUCCAACCGGUAGUGGCUUAUCUGUUCCUGGAACUUCGUCCGAUGUGCCCUCACUGAAUUGUCCACCUUUGCUGUACCGCAGUGCCAAACAUUCGCGAUUAGCACUGGAAAAAUUUAACGAAAUGCGUGCUGAAGGUUGCCUGUGUGAUGUUACACUAGUGGUGGUUUCGCACAGAAUUAAUGCUCAUCGCCUUGUCCUUGCCUCAUGUUCCAAUUACUUCCGCGCAAUGUUUACUUCUGAAAUGGCUGAAAGCAGACAACAGGAAGUACAGAUGGUUGAUAUCAAUCCUGAAACACUUCAAGCACUUGUUGAUUUUUGCUAUACUGGUGAAAUUUCUAUAGCUGACACUAAUGUGCAGUUACUUUUACCUGCAGCUUGCUUAUUGCAGUUGAAUGAAAUACAGGAGGUUUGUUGUGAGUUCCUAAAGAAACAGCUUGAUCCUUCAAACUGUCUUGGUAUAAGGGCUUUCGCUGACACCCACGCUUGUCGAGAUUUAAUGCGGAUUGCUGACAAGUUCACUCACUUUAACUUCCAGGAUGUUGCUGCAAGUGAAGAAUUCAUGUUACUUCCAUUAAAUCAGCUGAUUGACAUAAUUUCAAGUGAAGAAUUAAACGUGCGAUCUGAAGAGACUGUAUUUGAAGCGGUGAUGGCCUGGAUUCGUUAUGACCUGAACGCGCGUCGUACGUUGUUACCAAAGUUUAUUUGCUUUCUAUAUUUUAAAGCUGAAUGUGUUCUAGAACAUGUCCGACUACCACUCUGUGAAGCAAAAUUUUUGGUUAGUAGGGUCAGUGAAGAUCCGCUAAUUAAAGCUGAUGGAUCUUGUCGUGAUCUUGUAGACGAAGCAAAAAAUUAUCUUCUUCUUCCUCUGGAACGGCCGAACAUGCAGGGCCCGCGCACAAGAAGCCGGAAACCUGAACGGUAUGACGGUGAGGCUCUAUAUGCAGUAGGGGGUUGGUGUAGUGGCGAUGCAAUAGCUUCUGUAGAGCGAAUGGAUGGAAGUACUAGGGUAUGGCGUUGUGUUGCUCCAAUGAGUAAAAGACGAUGUGGUGUUGGUGUAGCUGUUUUAAAUCAGUUAUUAUAUGCUGUCGGGGGACAUGAUGGUCAGAGCUAUUUGAAUUCUGUCGAGAGGUAUGAUCCAGCAACGAAUCUUUGGAGUAGUGAAGUAGCACCAACUUCCACAUGUCGUACUUCGGUUGGAGUUGCAGUACUGGAUUCUGCCCUUUAUGCAGUCGGUGGUCAAGAUGGCAUAUCGUGCUUAAACGUAGUUGAAAGAUAUGACGCUCAAAGGAAUGAAUGGACGAAGAUGAUUCCAAUGAGCACGAGAAGGCUUGGUGUCUCGGUUUCUGAACUAGGUGGUUGCCUUUAUGCUGUUGGUGGUUCUGACGGUCAAUCACCUCUUAGCACAGUGGAGAGAUACGAUCCCAGAGUGAAUAAGUGGAUGAUGGUAAAGCCUAUGUCUACACGGCGAAAGCAUCUUGGAACAGCUGUAUAUAACGGUUGUUUGUAUGCGGUGGGUGGCCGUGAUGAGAGCUGCGAACUGUCUUCGGCUGAAAAGUAUGAUCCAGUGACAAACGAGUGGAAUACUGUUGUAGCAAUGAAUAAUCGUCGUUCAGGAGUAAUAUUUGAAGUGGGGUUAGCCGUUGUUAAUGGCCAGUUGUUUGCUGUGGGAGGAUUUGACGGUACUACUUAUUUGAAGACCGUUGAAGUGUACGAUAUGAAGGGUAAUCAGUGGUGUGAGUCUGGCUGCAUGAAUUACCGGCGAUUAGGAGGAGGCGUUGGUGUGGUUCGCCUAUUGAAUGAUGACUUACAGUCAAGUGCUCCUUACACGUCGAGCAUUUCUUCCUUUGUUGAUCCUCCUGGUUUGUUAACCUAAUU
Messenger RNA from Enterobius vermicularis (human pinworm), 1992 nucleotides. The record is from the annotation of a GenBank genome assembly. NCBI's taxonomy places the organism in Eukaryota, Metazoa, Nematoda, Chromadorea, Rhabditida, Oxyuridae.